CGCGGCUCGGACCCGCGACCCCCCUGGAGGACUUGAAGUCUGACGGUUGCCAUUGCGUUUGCCUCGCAAUUUCCAGCGUUCCGCCCGGACGAGGCGGAUAACGCACGAACGUUUUUUUCCAACUGCAAGUUAAGGGGUGGUGGCAUCCGAUCAUCCGGCUUCGGAUGUGAUCUCUGUCGCAUCCUGACGGCGGUAGUCACACAAAUCACUCUUGAAAGCGCCCACAAGCGUGGGCACGCGGGUCCAGACGGUGAACCGUCGCAGCCUCUCGAGGCGGAGCCAGGCUCCAACCCCGCCGCCCCUUCUGACCCGCUAAACCCGAGAUUUAUAAGCUAGAGCAGGUCGGGAUUAGAUCCUGGUGUCGGCUCACUGUUGCCCCUGUAGUCUAGCACGUGUGUGCACUGUUGGCAAGGACAGACUGUCAUGCAUGACAGUGGCGUUUGCCAGGAAAAAACAAAAAAAACCACGAACACCCCACGUGUUGAGGAAUAGUAGAGCAUUCUAGGUUAAGAGAGUGGGUUGAGGACGUGUAUCUAGUUUUACUUCCUGAAAUCUCACUAAAAGUACUGUAAAGGGAAUUUCAAAAAGACACAAACCCACAGAGCUAAAGAAAAUGGGAAAGAAAUAAUAGCAGUAAACUCCUGGGCUCCAGAAAGCAAGUGUCGUAGCAGAUUAGCUGAAUUUCUAAACCAGCAGAGGGAAAACUGUGGAACAAUUAUAUAUAUAUAAAGAAAAUCUUCAAAAUGUGCAGAAAUUGGCAGCACGGGACACUUUGGGAGCUGGCAAUGAAAGGAAUGGUGCUGCGGAUGGAUGUGGAGGGCUCAAAUAAAGACCACUUAGGUGAAGUAGACAUUUCAUGGUUCUUCAGUGGUUUAGAUGUUGAUUGGCCUAGGCUGGACUCCAGACUUCAGUUUUGAGUUCAGAUCUGCUCCAUGUAUCUUCAUUGUGGAACCCGGGCUGAAAAAGCAAAAAUACGUGGAGUGUACUUUUCUUGGGGCUGAAGGGAGAUGUCCUUUGCUUCUCAGAUGUAAUGCACUUUAAGUUUGUUAUUCAACAGUGAAAAUGAGUCAUACAGAGGUAAAAUUAAAAGUACCUUUUGGAAAUAAAUUGCUAGAUGCUGUUUGUUUGGUACCUAACAAGAACUUAACAUAUGGAGUCAUUCUUACACAUGGAGCAUCAGGAGAUAUGAAUCUCCCUCAUUUGACGUCACUGGCAUCCCAUCUUGCCUCUCAUGGGUUUUUUUGCCUGAGGUUUACCUGUAAAGGCCUUAAUAUUGUACAUAGAAUUAAGGCAUAUAAAUCAGUUUUGAAUUACUUAAAGACCUCAGGAGAAUACAAACUUGCAGGUGUUUUCCUUGGAGGUCGUUCAAUGGGCUCAAGAGCAGCUGCUUCUGUUCUGUGUCAUAUUGAGCCUGAUGAUGCUGAUGAUUUUGUUCGAGGUCUCAUUUGUAUUUCCUAUCCACUGCACCAUCCAAAACAGCAGCAUAAACUUAGAGAUGAAGAUCUCUUUCGUAUAAAAGAUCCUGUACUGUUUGUGUCAGGCUCAGCAGAUGAAAUGUGUGAAAAGAACUUGUUGGAGAAAGUGGCACAGAAAAUGCAAGCUCCUCAUAAAAUCCACUGGAUUGAGAAGGCAAAUCAUUCCAUGGCAGUGAAAGGACGGUCAACAAAUGAUGUUUUCAAAGAAAUAAAUACACAAAUUUUGUUUUGGAUCAAGGAAAUCACUGAAACGGACAAGAAAUAAUGGUCUAUGAGUUAAAGACUAUGUUAUUUUGAAUACAGAUACAGUUAAUUUGUUAAAGAAGAGCAUACUUCUCAGCAUUAUGAGAUAUAUUUCAGAUUAUUUAAUGUUCUUUCAUGUUCCCCCAUUUUUAACACAUUUUAAUUGUGAAAUUAAUGUUCUCUAUAAAAUGUCUCUUGAAAGUACUGGUAUAGUUGUAUAAAGAUGAUGUACAAAUAUUGAAGGUGGUCUAAAUAUAAUUUAUUUUCUUUAAUAUAGUUAAGUUUUGAAAAAUUAAAUGUUGAAUUUUGUUACGACAGAA
This is a messenger RNA of Odocoileus virginianus texanus, 2038 nucleotides long. The record is from RefSeq and is a predicted model, not a curated record. NCBI's taxonomy places the organism in Eukaryota, Metazoa, Chordata, Mammalia, Artiodactyla, Cervidae.